AUGUAUGGCAUAAACCAUUCCAAAAUAUAUCAUAAUGGUGCUAUCAACGAUGAAAAAAAUGAAGACAAAGUUUCAGAAGAUUCUAUUACAUUUAAUCGGGAUAAUCAAGAAUCUAAUGAAAAUAAUUCAAAUGCUAAUGCAAUAAAACAUGCUGAUGCACAAAGUGAUAGACUAAAUGAAAAUUCAUUAAGUUCUUUUAGUAAUUCAAUAAAUGCAUCAACUGAAAACAGAUUAUAUAAUAUAAAUGUGCAAAGUGAGGCCGAUGAAGUGAAUUUCCACAGUGAUUGCAUUUUGCCAAAUAAUUUGAAAAAUAAAUCAGGUAAAUCCAAUUCUGUCGAUGAAAAUAUCAUGAACGAUAAUGUUGAAUUAGAGAUUUUAAUAGAUUUUUUAAAUACUUUAAAUGAUAACGACAGAAAGAAGCAUAAGUAUUAUUUCUGUGUAAAGUCAAACAAAUUUUUCGAAGAACAUAUGCCUUGUCUUAAUACACAAUAUAAUGAAUCACAAUCGUGCCUAUCAGGUACAUUUGAAAAGCAUAAAUAUCAUCAACAUAUUCAAAAUGCUUCUCGCCUAUACCUUAAUCGUAAAAAUGAAUUAAAUUCAAACCAAGGUCGUCAAAGUAAUUCAACUGAUAAAAACAAAAGUAAUUUGUUGAAUAAGGUAUUAUUGUCAGGUGAAGUUUUUGCAGGAGACAAUUCCAAACUUGGUGAAAUGCCAAAAAUAAGAUCCAAUCAUAAAUUGCAAACACAUCCUCUGCAAUUUAACGCUAGGGAUGUUGCUAGUACAUCAAACAGAUGCGUAUCAGAAUAUGAUGAACCCCUUUUGAAUAAUAGUCGAUUUCAAGAAAAUAAUUGUUGUACUGAUGCAGUUCAAAUGACAAAUUUUCAACAGCAAGAUAAUGAUGGUUUGAUUAAAAAUACUCUUAUGUGUAAUAAUACCACCGCUACAUCUUCAAGUACACUUGGAGAUGCAGUAGUUAGAAUUGGUGAAGAAAAUACCAUAAGCACAGUGCCAGAUGAAGAACUAUGUCAUAAUAAAUCAAUUUUGAUUAAUGAUGAAAACAAUAAGCGGCAAGAAAUCGAAAAUUCUGAAGAAAUCAAUUCUGUGAUGAAUAAAAAAUAUAAUAUUCAAUCAAAUAAAGAUGUAGAAGUAUUUAAUAAAGAAAACAAACCUAGCUCAACAAACUAUUCAUUUACUGAAAAUAAUUUACAUGAUAAAGUUAUGAUCGAAGUCGAGCAAGCAAAAUUGAAUCUGCCAGAUGCAGCCGGACAACCUGGUGUUCAGAAUAAAUCAGAGAAUUUAGAAAAAAUCGUAAAAAGGCUUGAACGUAAAAACAAUUACGUAGAAAAAAAUAUACCUGAUAAAACAAUGAUCGAAGUUGAGCAAACAAAUUUGAAUCUAAUCGAAAAGGAGCUUGAACGUGAAAACAAUUACGUAGGAAAAAAUGUACAUGGCAAAGCUAUGAUCCAAGUCGAGCAAGCAAAUUUGCAUCUACCAUUUGCAACCGGACAACCUGGUGUUCAAAAUAAAUCAAUUAAUUUUGGAAAAAUUGGAAAAAAGCUUGAACGUGAUAUAUUACCCGAAAAAGGCUUAAUUCAAACUAAUUCUGUUAAUGAAAAUUCAUCUGCGCCAAAAUUUCACAUAAUAGAAGAUUUGAUUAUACCGAAUAAGUAUAACAUAGAUGUGAAGCUUCUUAUGCAGAACAAUGGACAAGUUGAGCGUAAUAUUAGUACAUCUGAUAAAAAUUUAUUGCGCAAAAAUCCAAAAUUGUCUAUAACUAAGCAGAAUGGUCAGCAAAAUAAUAUAAAGAAUACAAAUGAUAAUUAUGAACGAAUAACAAGAAGUGAUGCUCAAUCUGAAAAUUUGUUUUUUACGAAGGAUAGUAGAAUUGAAAACUUGAGCAGUGAAAUAAUUAUGCAAGAACAACCAAAUUAUUAUAAAGACAUGUGGAAUAAAACUCUACAUUCCACAGAGGUUCGUAAUAUUAGUACAUCUGAUGAAAAUUUAUUGAGCAAAAAUACAAAAUUGUCUACAUCUAAGCAGAAGGGUCAGCAAAAUAAUAUAAACAAUACAAAUGAUAAUCAUAAACGGUUAAUAAGAAGUGAUGCUCAAUCUGAAAAUUUGUUUUCUACAAAGGAUGGUAGAAUUGAAAACUUGAACAAUGAAAUAAUUAUGCAAGAACAACCAAAUUAUUAUAGAGACAUGUGGAAUAAAACUCUACAUUCCACAGAGGUUCGUAAUAUUAGUACAACUGAUGAAAAUUUAUUGCGCAAAAAUACAAAAUUGUCUACAUCUAAGCAGAAGGGUCAGCAAAAUGAUAUGAAGAAUACAAAUGAUAAUCAUGAACGGUCAAUAAGAAGUGAUGCUCAAUCUGAAAAUUUGUUUUCUACAAAGGAUAGUAGAAUUGAAAACUUGAGUAAUGAAAUAAUUAUGCAAGAAGAACCAAAUUAUUAUAGAGACAUGUGGAAUAAAACGCUACAUCCCACGGAGGAUUUUGGACAAUCUGACAAAUUUGACAAUAAUCUUGUGAAUUAUAGUACUAAUCCACAUAACAAUGUGCUUGUCUUUUAUGGUGAAGAUAAAACACCUAGCUUGAAUAUUACAAGACACAAAAAUUACAAUAAAUUCCAGAAACCAAUUACAUCAGAUCUGUCAUUAAAUACUUUGCAACCCUAUGCUAAUCGCUUACAAAUUUCUAAUAACUUUGAUCCACCAGCAAACGUUCACGAGAUGUUCCCAAAUACAUCAAAAAACGAACAACUGGGAAAAAUUGAUGAUACUUUAGUUUUCAAGGAACAGUUAAAGAGGCGUAAUACAAGAAAACUUAACAAAUAUUCAAGAAAUGACACAAAAGUAGUAAACAGUAAAUCAAUCUAUACUGCGCCCUUGACGGUCGCAAUUGCACAACCGCAUGCUGUGGUGAAUGGUCAGCAUAACACAUCUCAAUUGGAUUUUAAUAAAGGCAAGGAAAAAAUUAAGAAGUUAAUAUCAUAUGAAAAUCGUGGCAUCUAUCGAACUGGUCAACUAAAUGUUGCCAAACCUAAGUUCUCACAAACCUAUUCUACAAAUGUAUCAAACCCUCAUGCCAGAAAUGCAGCUUUCGUAUAUGAUCCUACUAUAUACAAUGAAUAUGUAGCAAAUGUGAAUGGCUUACAGGCUCGUCAUAACUAUUUUCCGCCUUAUAAUGUGCCAAGUUUCAGUUCUUUUCAUCGACAAGGAAACGUUACUUGGGAUACUUCUGCAAAUUUUAAUCAUCAUGGCAGAAAUGAUGUAAAUUCUCACUCUCACUCAAUUGGCAGAAAUGAUGUAAAUGCUCACUCUCAUUCAAUUGGGAGAAAUGAUGUAAAUGCUCACUCUCAUUCAAUUGGCAGAAAUGAUGUAAAUUCUCACUCUCAUUCAAUUGGCAGAAAUGAUGUAAAUUCUCACUCUCAUUCAAUAGGCAAAAAUUAUGUAAAUCCUCACUCAAAUUCAAUUGGCAGAAGUGAUGUAAAUUCUCACUCUCAUUCAAUUGGCAGAAAUGAUGUAAAUUCUCACUCUCAUUCAAUUGGCAGAAAUGAUGUAAAUUCUCACUCUCAUUCAAUUGGCAGAAAUGAUGUAAAUUCUCACUCUCAUUCAAUUGGCAGAAAUGAUGUAAAUGCUCACUCUCAUUCAAUUGGCAGAAAUGAUGUAAAUUCUCACUCUCAUUCAAUUGGCAGAAAUGAUGUAAAUUCUCACUCUCAUUCAAUUGGCAGAAAUGAUGUAAAUUCUCACUCUCAUUCAAUUGGCAGAAAUGAUGUAAAUUCUCACUCUCAUUCAAUUGGCAGAAAUGAUGUAAAUUCUCACUCUCAUUCAAUUGGCAGAAAUGGUGUAAAUUCUCAGGCUCAUUCAAUUGGCAGAAAUGAUGUAAAUUAUUACUCUCAUUCAAUUGGCAGAAAUGAUGUAAAUUCUUACUCUCAUUCAAUUGGCAGAAAUGAUGUAAAUUCUCACUCUCAUUCAAUAGGCAAAAAUGAUGUAAAUCCUCACUCAAAUUCAAUUGGCAGAAGUGAUAUAAAUUCUCACUCUCAUUCAAUUGGCAGAAAUGAUGUAAAUUCUCACUCUCAUUCAAUUGGCAGAAAUGAUGUAAAUUCUCACUCUCAUUCAAUUGGCAGAAAUGAUGUAAAUUCUUACUCUCAUUCAAUUGGCAGAAAUGAUGUAAAUUCUUACUCUCAUUCAAUUGGCAGAAAUGAUGUAAAUUCUCACUCUCAUUCAAUUGGCAGAAAUGAUGUAAACUCUCACAAUAUUUACAGCGAUAAAAAUAUUCACAAAAUAUUAACAAAUAAUGUAAAUGAAACUCGUUUAAAUUCACAUAACUUGCUGAGAACAUCAAGGGAUCACGCAGCUCUAAAAUCUUAUUCUGAUAGCAUUCGAGAAGACAACAAUAUGAUGUUUACACAUAUUCCAUCUGGUAAUACAAAUAGAUAUCGAAUGGUUUCAAACACUAAUCAAACUUCAUCUUUGCCAACGAAUAAUAUUUUCAAGCAAUCAAGAAUACCGAGGAAUGAUAUUGUUAGCGAUUUCGGCAUGACAAUGAGAGAAAAUCAAAGAAAAAUUAACAAUGGCUAUGAUUACACAAGAGUUGCAAAAAAUUUCAACAAUGGCAUCAAUAGAAAAGAGACUACAGCAUUAGAAAUGAAUAAAGAUGAGUAUAAAACUGCAUUGCAAGUUGUGAAUAAUGCUUCGGUACUUAAGGAUGAAAUUCAGAAAGCUUGCCCUAAAUCGCCUUUGCGAUCUAUACGUAAAAAUACAUUUGAUCUAAAUUGUGAUAACAGGAUAAAAAUUAUAGGAAGUAAAGAACAACAAUUAGGUGCGCAAAGUACACCGGAUUCGAAACUGGAUAAAUUAAUCGAUCUACAAUCAAGUACAAGCAAAGAAGAACAUAAUAAAAAAUUUAUUACCGUCAUCCCUAAGGAGCCUAAAAAUUUUGCUGAUAAUAAAAACUCAGAAGUUCCUGAAUUCUCUGAAACAAAAGAAAAUCGUGAUACUGCAAAAAAUGAUCAGUUUUCUGUUAAGAGAUUGGCGGGUGUUCAUUUUCUACCCAAGGCAUUGGAAUCAUGCAGUGUUGAAGAAUUGGCGUAUAUGAAGAGUCUACCUGAUAUAAAUAAAUCGAUAGACGAAAACAUAUCAAAUGCUGUCAAACUUCACGAUAUCUUGGGCAAUGCUAAAUCUAGGCUCACGGCAAAUGUAGAUGAACAGCUCUUAGGGAAUAGAUUGAAUGAUUUUAGUCUCCAGUGUAGUAUAUCAACGUCUAAAAUUGAUUUCGCAAAAUUGACAAAAUCAAACUCUAAAGUAUUAGAUCACAUUAGUAUUAAUAAUACUAAUAAGUCAUCAGAAACAAGUCCUUCAAAAUCGCCAGAUUUAAUAUCGCCAUGCAUUAGUCAAAACGAGACAAAACCCCGCAGAAGAACUAAUUUUCUUAAACAGUAUACUAAACCAAAGAAUAAAACUGCAUCUAAGACUGCUCCAUGGAAGUGCAAAAAUUCUUACAAGGCUUACAAUAAAAUAAUCUCUAAACGGGAUAAGAAUUUAAUAAAAAAAUCUCCAUAUCGCAGUGUUUAUCUAAGUAAAAUGAAGUAUCAACGUAACUUGCGAGUAAAAUAUAGGAAAAAUCGCGUUACGGAAAUAUCCGUUUUACCUAUAUCAGAAUAUAAACGGCAUACUAGAAGUGUUACUAAGCAACUUGAAAUUGAAAAUGCCAUUCGAAGCAUCCAACAAAGUCAAAAGGUUUGUUCAGAGAAGACUGAUUCGACAAAGAAUAAAAUUUUGGCUAAAAUUUAUUUGAGUAGAGCGCAUAGGGAAAAAUUAAAUGCAAUUGAUAUGGAAAAUAAAAACGGUGACCAAGCUCAAGACAUAAUUCAUACUAAUAUAGGUGAGCUAUCACCAAAAUUAAAAAAUUCUACAUCAUUUUCAUGCAUAUCAAUUAUUGAUAUAAAGCCAGUAUCUAGUCACCAGAAUAUAAAUAGAAAUUUCGAAGACGAUUGUGAUUCACUGAAAAUGGAGCAAGUAUCAACGAUUAAAACAAUCCUUUUGCUUUUGCCUACUGAUGCAAAGUGGAAUGAUUUUGAUAAUAUAAAUAAUCAAUUUUAUAUUUUUGAUUUACUUGACCAACAAAAUAGUUUAGGUAAAGUAUAUAAAGCGACAACUCAAGUCAAAAUAAAAUUGAAAUGCAAUUUAGAAGAAAGUAUUAGAGAAUAUUUACAAAAACAACUAUUGCAUAUCGAAGAUGCAGUCAAACUAGGUAGUAUCAAAGAGAAUCCAUCAGAAGUAAAGACAGAACAAAAAGCAAAAAAUAUAUCAAAAUCACACUUUAUUGAGAAAAGUACUGUUGAACCCGAUAACAUUAAUUAUAUUGAUACAUCUUCUGCUACAAUAUCUUCCAUUGGAGAUAGUUUAAACACCAAUAAUGUAAGCACAACCAAAGAUGCUGAUAAAUCUAUUGAAUAUAUGAAUUUAUCUGAAGACAAUAACUUAUUAAAGCAUGAGUUCUUCAAGCAAAACUUGCCUAUUUCACCAGCUUCUAGUGCUAAUUUGAAUACAAAGGUAUUGGAACAAAAAUCAAAUGCUGCUUAUGUAUCAGCUUUCGAAACCAAUUCGAAAAUAGGAUUUUCAGACUUAUAUAAUAAUCAUUUGGACAUUAUAGAAAAUAUUGGAUUAAUCUUUGACGAUACGCUGCUAAUUUUGUCUCUUAAGGAGUUCAGUAGAAACGAAAUCAAAUCUCACAUGUGUAAUAAUAAUAGAAACACUAGCAUUGUUUACAGAGCUCUAUUUUCUGCAUCUGCAACUAUUGUUUUACAUGCGGAAAAUAGCAAAAGUGUAUUCGAAAAGAAUAUUGAAUUAGGGUCCAAAAUAUUUUCUACCUUUUGUUCCUCUAUACUCUCGAACAAGAGCUUUAUAAAAAUAGAUGAACUGUAUAGAUCCGAUGAUGAUCUUUUAGCUCUUGAUGAGGCAAGAAAUGAAAAUAUUGAUCCAAAAAUGCAUAAGUGUAUCUCUAAUAUAUCAGAUGAUCGAGCUAAUGGUGAAGUUACGCAAGAUGUUCCGAAUUUGGGUGUUCAUUUUGAAUCCUGUGCAAGUGAUAAAAGUACUCAAAAUAUUACAGAAAUAAUGCAGGAGAUGAAGUUGAAUGUAUCUAUUAAUAAUUUACAAACAUCUUGCGAUAAUGAAAAUGCAGUUACGAAAAUAAAAUACUGCAAUUCUCCCUUAAGAAUUCCAUACGCCAACCCGUCAGAUAGUGUAGAAUUUUGGAAGAAUAUAGAAAUAAUUGAAAAUAAUACUUUUGAAUUGAAUGACAAAUUGAAUUCUAAAUAUGAUUUAGAAGUUUAUAAUCACUAUGGUAAGCUCUCGUUGAAUACUAAGCCUAUCAGCAAUCAGUCAUUACCAAAAAGUAAAAAUAUUGAUAAGGCGAAUAAAUUACAUUGCAAUGUGACAAACGAAACAAUCAAGAGAAAAUUAUCUACAGAAACGGAUUUAAAUUAUCCAAAUAAGAAACAAAAGAAUAUACAUAACGACAUUGAUGAAUUAAAAGAUAGCCUAGAAUAUGAUAAAUGCAUACUAAAACUGAAUACAAAACUUGACUUAGCCACAGGCCAAGUCCAGAAUAAUGCAGAAGACAAUAUUAUUAUUGAAGAAAGUAUUAAAGAAUUUAAUAUGGAUACCGAAGCAAUAUUGGAUAAUAAUUCAAGAUCUUCUAGUUCAUCGCAUGAUAAAAAAUUGUGCCAUCUUAAGGAAAGUACUCCGCUUAAUAAUUUUAUUAAUGAUCAAAAUAUCGACACAAAUAUGACCGAAAACAAUUUUAAAUUAGACAAAAGAAAAAAGCUCAAAAGGCAUUCUGAUAAAUCUGACAAAACAAAGAACGUUGAAAUAAAUCUUGAACGUAUAAAGAAUAAGCAUAAAUCAUAUUCUGAGAAAAAAACCAAAUUCGCAAAUGAAAUCAAUGCAACAAGCAAUGAAAAUUGGUCUUUUAACAAAUACGUUCCUGCUGAAAGUACUGUUCAAGUGAAAACAAAUCAGGAGAAAUUUUGUCCUUCGCGGCGAAAAUCAACUGAAUAUUCCAAUAAGACUGACGGAAAUUAUAAAAAUGAUAGUAUUUGUACGAAUGGCAAUGAGUAUAUAAUUAGAGAAAAACGUAAGAAACGUUACAAAGAAAAACAUCAGGAAAAAUCACACAAAAAUUCUUCAGAAACUGAUGAUAUUACAAUGAAGAAAAAUAAAAAUGUAGACUUUAGAAAGGAAUUACGUGGUUUAAUAAAGAAAACAGCAAGAAAUCCGGAAUUUCAGAAUAGUAGUGACUCGAAAUCAAAUUUUUCUCGUAUUACUAGGGAAGUUGACUUUUUGUCUAUGAGUUCUAACCAGGAUACAGAUAACAGCACUUCGCCACAAUCAAUUGCUGAUGAUGAUGUCGUAAAAGAUAGAAAGUUCCUAAAAUAUUUUAAAAUACCUCAGAAAAGUAGUGACAUAAAAUCAAAUUGUAUGGAAGAUGAGAAGUCAAAUGUUCCUAAUAUGACUAAAACAAUAAGUAGCAAACCUCAUAUUAAUAAAACAGAGAAAUCAAAUCGCCCGAAAGUUUCUCGUAUUAUUAGGGAAGUUGACUUUUUGUCUAUGAGUUCUAACCAGGAUACAGAUAACAGCACUUCGCCACAAUCAAUUGUUGAUGAUGAUGUCGUAAAAGAUAGAAAGUUCCUAAAAUAUUUUAAAAUACCUCAGAAAAGUAGUGACAUAAAAUCAAAUUGUAUGGAAGAUGAGAAGACAAAUGUUCCUAAUAUGACUAAAACAAUAAGUAGCAAACCUCAUAUUAAUAAAACAGAGAAAUCAAAUCGCCCGAAAGUUUCUCGUAUUAUUAGGGAAGUUGACUUUUUGUCUAUGAGUUCUAACCAGGAUACAGAUAAUAGCACUUCGCCAAAAUCAAUUGCUGAUGAUGAUGUCGUAAAAGAUAGAAAGUUCCUAAAAUAUUUUAAAAUACCUCAGAAAAGUAGUGACAUGAAAUCAAAUUGUAUGGAAGAUGAGAAGACAAAUGUUCCUAAUAUGACUAAAACAAUAAGUAGGAAACCUCAUAUUAAUAAAACAUUAGAGAAAUCAAACCGUCCGAAAGUUUCUCGUAUUAUUAGGGAAGUUGACUUUUUAUCUAUGAGUUCUAACCAGGAUACAGAUAACAGUACUUCGCCAAAAUCAAUUGCUGAUGAUGAUGUCAAACAUUUAUCAACUUAG
Ctenocephalides felis (cat flea) is the source of this 9213-nucleotide messenger RNA. RefSeq lists its product as uncharacterized. Lineage: Eukaryota; Metazoa; Arthropoda; Insecta; Siphonaptera; Pulicidae. The record is from RefSeq and is a predicted model, not a curated record. The coding region runs from base 1 to 9213 and encodes 3070 amino acids. The transcript has 11 exons.